This is a messenger RNA of Effrenium voratum, 2100 nucleotides long. NCBI's taxonomy places the organism in Eukaryota, Dinophyceae, Suessiales, Symbiodiniaceae. The record is from the annotation of a GenBank genome assembly.
AGGCUUCACAGUCAUGGCUUUCUGCGAGGGCCGCUUGGCGAGCGGGACGCCCGCAUGGCUCGUUGGGUGCCACACGCUGUCGCUUGCAGGAGCCUUCAUGUACCUCCUGAUGUCUGUGUGGUUUUCCAUGCACGCUUCCAUCACUGCGAAGAGCUACGAAACCCGCCUGCUGACGCAACUGGUGAGACUGCCAGUGCCCUCCUGGUCGCAACUGGAAGGGGCCAGGACCUAUGGGUCGACCUUCGAGAAGACCACCACAAAGCAGAUGCUGCGAGUGCCCUUCGUCAUGGGCACACAGCAGCGUGUCCUCAAUGAAAAGGCGGACGGUUCAGGUGAGGCUGGCAGGCCCGGGCAAAAUGAGGGCUCCGGCGCGCUGCCUGAGUCUGCAGACCUUUGGGGCCUUGAGGGGAAUGGCGAGAAGAUCUACGAGCUGGACGGUUCAAUUCGCACCAACCCUGACGAGCUGCGGCACUUGCAACUCAUCAAGCAGGUAAUGAAGUACUGGCAGUCCUACGAUGGCUUUGCGCGGGUGGCCAUGAGCAUGGGCACCAACCAGCUGAUCCUGGGCUUGUCCUACUACGUCAUUGGCUAUGUCCUCAUUUCCAACAAGGACAGCUGGGGAUCCUGGCUUCUGAUCCUUCGUCAAGAACGGUGCAAGGCGAUCAUGGCCUGCUGGCUGGUGGUGCUGCUUUUCAUGGUCAUUGCAACAGCGCUCAUCCGCCUGGACAUGUCCCUCACAGGUUUGGAGUUCCGCGCCGCAGUGGUUCUGGUCUCCGCCGGCCCCGCUCUCACUGCCCUGGCGGCCCAGCAAUGGCGCCUCCAUACGGUGAAAGGCUACGAGAUUGUGCACCUCUUGGCACCCUUGCCCUAUGCUGCCGAGGCUGCCUGGCUAAUGCUGUUGCUGUACAUCAGCAAGGUAGGAGAGCAAGAGGGAGGAGCAAUGCUUCCUACAGGUUUUCGAUCCGUCAUGUACAUUGAUGUCUUCGGAUGGAUCAAGCGCGCCCGAGCCAAGGGUAAGGAGGAGCAAGAGGCGGCGCUUUCCUUUAACACGGCGGAGGAGGAGGAGGAGGCGGAGGCUGCCGCAGAGGCCAGCGGUGGUCCCGAAGUGGCCGGCAAGGGCCCAGCUAUGGCGGCAGCCAGCUAUGAAGGGCGCCUGCUGAAGGCGCCCAAGGCCAGCAGGCCUGAGGAGCUUCCAGGGGCUGCCAAGCCGCCGCCAGAGUUUCUGGCCAAGCCGGAGAUGUUCGACCCCACCACCUUCGUCCCCCGGGAGAAGGACGGGCACCAGGCGAAUCACGAUCAGGAUAUCCACCCUUACCUCAAGCCCGGCCUCGUGCCCUGGCGCAUCUUUUGCUCCGCCACCUCCUUGUUGCUUAUACUUUGGUGGACCAGUGGCCUGCUCAUUUUGCUGCAGGCCUCUGGCUGGUCGGCUUUGCGGGUGUCGCCUCUGCUGCGGGACAGCGAGGAGGGCCCCAAGCCCAUUGAGCAGGGCGCCUUCCUGUUGGAGGAGGCGGUCGCCCCGGGAGGCCAGCCUUUGAUGGGAGAGCACAUAGAGACCUCGUGGCCCUUCGGCGCGGCUCCCAAGCGUCUGGCCUGCGCUGCAGACGGCGGCGCCGUGUCGCUGGCGGCCAGCAGCCGCUUCGGGCUUUUCGAGGCGGAGCUGCAGCAGACGAAGACGAGCGGAGUCGCCGACCGCAGCGCGGACUUCCGAUACGCGCCCGCCUGCGAUGCCCUCGAGGGCGAGGCGCUGCAAGACGUGGCGGUGGAUUGCCAAGGGCGCUGCGCUCUGCUGCUGCACCGUCAGGGCCGUCGGUUGACGCGGUGCGCGCUGAAGGGCGUGCGCUCUGAGGGUGCAGUCGCCAUGUCGCUCAGCGACGGCUGGCUGGGCGAGGGCGAUGCGGCCGCCGGGGAGGCCCAGGAGGAGGUCUCUUCUUUGGCGCUUCUUGACAGCUGUGGAAAGGCCUCAGGCUCGCAGCGUUGCGCCUACGCAGAGACCACCAGCGGGCGCCUGGUGGAGCUGAAGUCAGGGCUUGAAGGCUCCAUGAGGGCUGACUGGCUGCCCACGCGCGUUUUGAUGGCUGACAGCCGGGCGAUGCGUCGAGG